Arachis duranensis is the source of this 1039-nucleotide messenger RNA. RefSeq names its product homeobox-leucine zipper protein HOX3. Gene Ontology annotation, biological process: regulation of DNA-templated transcription. The transcript has 4 exons. Bases 146 to 760 code for a protein of 204 amino acids. NCBI's taxonomy places the organism in Eukaryota, Viridiplantae, Streptophyta, Magnoliopsida, Fabales, Fabaceae. The record is from RefSeq and is a predicted model, not a curated record. Gene Ontology annotation, molecular function: sequence-specific DNA binding; DNA-binding transcription factor activity, RNA polymerase II-specific.
ACAUAAUUCUCUCUCUCCUUUUCAUCUAUGUCUCCUCCUCCUCCUCCUCUUCUUCUUCACUUUACCUUUUUCUCUUCAUCAGAUUUCUUGAUUGAUUAGUCUUCUUCUUCUUGUUGGUGCAUAACGGUCUAGCAUAGCUUCUUCUAUGGCGGUUUUACCUGGAAGUUCCUCCAGCUUAGAAUUGACCAUAUCUGUGCCAGGCUUUGCCUCUUCACCACCUCUACUUCCAUCAUCAUCUGUGAAAGAAUUGGACAUAAACCAAUUACCAUCAGAAGAAGAAUGGAUUAUAGCAUCAAACAUGGAAGAUGAAGAAGAAAGCAGCAAUGGAGAACCUCCACGCAAGAAACUUCGUCUCACAAAAGAACAGUCUCGUCUCCUUGAAGAAAGCUUCAGACAAAACCACACUUUAAACCCUAAGCAGAAAGAGUCAUUGGCAAUGCAACUGAACCUAAGAGCAAGGCAAGUGGAGGUUUGGUUUCAAAACCGUAGGGCCAGGAGCAAGCUGAAGCAGACGGAGAUGGAGUGCGAGUACCUGAAGAGGUGGUUUGGAUCGUUGACGGAGCAGAAGCGAAGGUUACAGAAGGAAGUGGAAGAGCUGAGAGCCAUGAAGGUGGGCCCACCAACCGUGCUCUCUCCUCACACAAGCCAGCCACUCCCAGCUUCAAGCCUAACCAUGUGUCCCCGUUGCCAGCGUGUCACCUCAACUGCCACAUUAUUAUCUUCCCCUAAAUCGCAUCAACCUCCAGCGGCUUCUCCAUGAUUUGAUUCCGUACACACAACAACACCAACAAAUUAUUAAUUGAUAUGAUGGAGUAGAUAUUAGAUUAGGUUAGAAAACAAUGUUUAUAGCUGUUAUUGUAUCUGCUUCCUUUAUUUAAUUUCUAGGGUUAACGCUUUUGGAGAAAUGGAGCUUCUAGUUAGAGGGACGCUUUUAUUAUUAUAUAUAUUUUUUAUUUUUUAUAUAGCAGUACGUUACGUCGUAUCUUCGGCGAUUUUCACUUUGUAAUCUUCAAUGCAUAUUUUGUGCUUCCAAUUUCCA